Messenger RNA from Nothobranchius furzeri (turquoise killifish), 1566 nucleotides. RefSeq names its product filaggrin. Lineage: Eukaryota; Metazoa; Chordata; Actinopteri; Cyprinodontiformes; Nothobranchiidae. Gene Ontology annotation, molecular function: lysozyme activity. The record is from RefSeq and is a predicted model, not a curated record.
GUGUUGCUUUUGUUCUUUCUGGGAGUGCUGGGGUGUGGACAGCACAAUAUGUCCCUUAUUUUAGGUACACUCCAUAUUCACUGUUGUCCCCUUUUCUAUUCUUAUGCCAAAGUCUCGGAGUUGACAAAUGCUAUAAGGUGACGUGGGAGAAGUUCCAGUUUCAGCUAGAUUUAUUCUUUCUUUGAAGCGUCAAAGCUGAGAUUUCACAUCAACAUUAAGGGUCUAGGGAGUGGCAUCUCCUGUGUUUUACCUAGACUGGUAUGUACAGUAUAUAUAAAUAUCAUGAUGCUCAGUCCCAGAGACUGAGACUGCUCAUGCCAACAUGAAGGUUCUGGUACUUUUUGUUGCUGGAGUGCUGGGCUGCAGUCUGACUGGAGCUCUAACCAUAUCCAGAUGUGAGCUGGUUAAACAGCUGAAGGCAGUAGACAAGAGCCUGAAGACUGAGGACUUGGCCAAGAUUGUCUGUGAUGUCAUGCAGGGAUCCAAUUUUAGCACCAGCGUUGUGACUAAGCAGACCAUCAAAGAAGGCGAUAAAGACAGUAAGCGAAGAAGUAUAGGCUCUCAUUUUGGGUCAAGUGGAAAUGAUGAUCAUAAGAACAUAACCCAUCCAGUCGAGAACGACCGUGGAAAUUCAUCAGUAGGGCAUCGUGAUGGUGGCCACACGCGUCAUCGCCGUGAUGCUGCCAAGGUCCAGGAUGGUACCAAGAAUGUAACCCAUCCAGUCGAGAACGACCAUGGAAAUUCAUCAGUAGGGCAUCGUGAUGGUGGCCACACGCGUCAUCGCCGUGAUGCUGCCAAGGUCCAGGAUGGUACCAAGAAUGUAACCCAUCCAGUCGAGAACGACCAUGGAAAUUCAUCAGUAGGGCAUCGUGAUGGUGGCCACACGCGUAAUCGCCGUGAUGCUGCCAAGGUCCAGAAUGGCAAGGAUGGUACCAAGAAUGUAACCCAUCCAGUCGAGAACGACCGUGGAAAUUCAUCAGUAGGGCAUCGUGAUGGUGGCCACACGCGUAAUCGCCGUGAUGCUGCCAAGGUCCAGGAUGGUACCAAGAAUGUAACCCAUCCAGUCGAGAACGACCAUGGAAAUUCAUCAGUAGGGCAUCGUCAUGGUGGCCACACGCAUCAUCGCCGUGAUGCUGCCAUGGUCCAGGAUGGCAAGGAGGGUACCAAGAACGUCACUCUUUACGGCAUCUUUCAGCUCCCUGACUGCGUCUGCAGCAGCAGUGUGAAUGCAUCAAAAGGCAUCUGUGGUGUGAGCUGCAGCAGUUUGGUUGAUGACAGCAUCGAGGAUGACAUCAAAUGUCUGCUGCUGCUGACCGGUAAAUUUGGUGGGAAGAGCCGUGACAAGUACGAGAAUAACGAGGACAAGAACAAAUCAGUGUGCCGUUUCAUCCAGCAGGAGGUGUGUAAAAACGUGACAAUCCUCGACUAUCUUGGCAAGUGUUCCUGAAUGCUCCGAAAGCCCUUCAUUUGUGGUUUUGACAUGCACUAGUUACCCAGCCGUCUGUUACAGGGGAUGGCUUUUACUGAUUAAAUAAAUGUACUAAAUAAAGAUUGAAGCAUCUUAAA